AUGUACACCCCGUGGCUCAAACUAGACUUUGGCUGUGUUCAGAGUGCCGGUAGCUCUAAGAAGGCUGUUGCAGCUUUGGAACAUGCACCCAUGAUGAUAGUGUCUGCGGCUCCUGAAAUGUUCACUGUGCAUGGAGUCACCAACCAGCUGAACACCUCUAUCAUGCCCUCAGCUCCCAACAAGUCCACUGCACCUGGAACAUCUGACCCGUUGAAUGUAUAUGUCUCACCCAGUGCUCUCGACAAGUUUGCUGCACCCAGAGUGUCCAAUGCAUCAAAUGUCUCUCACACUCUGAAGCCUUCCUCAGUGCGAGGAGCAUCUGAUCUGUCCACAGUUCCCAGUACUCCUAACGCAUCCACUGUUCCUGGUAUAUCUGAGCUGCUGUACACGUCCACUGUGCCUGGAGUGCCUGAGCCACUGAAUGCACCCAGUGUACCUGAACCUCUCAAAGAAUCUGCUGUGCCUGGAGCAUCUAACACGUCAGAUAGAGCCAUGGCAUCUGGUGCUCACAACACAUCUGCUGUGCCUGGGGCACCUGAACUAUCAAACAUAUCCAUCAACCAUGGUACUCCUGAUGGGUUCGCUGUGAUCAGAGUGUCUGAUGCAUUGAAUGUCUCCCAUGCUCAGAAGCCAUCCUCAGCAUGA
Molecule: messenger RNA, 645 nt
Organism: Laetiporus sulphureus 93-53
Lineage: Eukaryota; Fungi; Basidiomycota; Agaricomycetes; Polyporales; Laetiporaceae
Exons: 2
Coding region: 1-645 (214 amino acids)
Source: RefSeq, a predicted model, not a curated record